Cicer arietinum (chickpea) is the source of this 1863-nucleotide messenger RNA. RefSeq lists its product as uncharacterized. Lineage: Eukaryota; Viridiplantae; Streptophyta; Magnoliopsida; Fabales; Fabaceae. The record is from RefSeq and is a predicted model, not a curated record.
AGAUUAGACAAAGUCUUUGUAUAACUACAAAGUAGAAAGACGAGAGAGAAAGAGAAAGAGGUUUGCAAUUAAAUAUAAACCCAUCCCUAAUCCUCUGUUAAUGAAUGUUUGUUUAAAGAAGAAAUCCCACAUGAUCAUCAUACUCAUCUCCCGCACCUUCCAAGCACUUGUACUUUCUUUCUUUUCUACCUUCCAAUAAAAAUAUCACCCAUCUCUAAUCAGACAAAAAAAAACCUUCUUCUUAUAAACUCACUUUGUUUCUUCCACUUUCAUCUUACGUUUCUUUCCUCUCUCAUUUCCAAGCUUUGUCCAUUAUCUCAAAACCCGUUUUUUAUAAAAUAAUCAUUUUCUGGGUUAUAUCAUUCACGGAUACUGUAUGGCUAUGGCUUAAGCUGUGACCCAUUCAAUACGCAACUUUUGACGCUGAAACCUUCUUUUCUUCUUUCAUGCCCCUUUUUUCCUCUUGGAAAGUGAUGGAAAUUCCACAGUUGGAUUUGGGUUCUUCUUCUUGUGAGGCUUUGGAAUCAGAAAAGAUGAAUAUUGGUUCACAGAGAAUCUUGUUUUCAGAUCACAUAAACGCAUGUCAAUACUCAUCUGAGAAAGUAGAUAGCUUUGUGAUUGAUAUGGAUUCUUUCUCUUCCAGCAUCAACAAAGAUAACAUCAAUGCGAAUUCAAGAACUACAUUCCAACGGAGCCUAUCAAGGAAAGGAUCUCAACGUUGGGGAGAUAGGAAUGUGAUUGUGAACGGCAAUGUCGACACACUUAACGACAAAGAUACUGUCCCUACUACAUACUCACCGAAAGCUGCUCUGGUAGGAUCCUGCAAAUCAACGGUCACAGCAGCGGGGUCCACACAAAAUUCAACAAACUCACAACAGCAGGUACACCAUCAAAUUACUGUCACAGCUAGUAAUAACAUGUGUAACACCAACACAGAAAACAAAUGUAUAACGAGGAGGAAUAGUUUUGGACGAUCUUCUUCUUGGCUCCUAGACCCUAAAAAAGUUCUACUUGCCUUUGCCACCUUGUCGAGUGUGGGAACAUUGUUACUUAUAUACUUGACUCUUACUAUCAGCAAGCAAAAUGGAGCUGAAUAUGGUGGUGAUUUGCAGUAGUUAGUUACCGAUAUGCCACCGAUUUAUACAAUGAGAUUUUGAAUCUAAACCUGCGAACCAAAAGUUCGAAGAAGACAGAAAAGAAAUGCAUAAGUUGCAAAUGGUUGCUAGAAUUUCCACCAUGUUAAAGUCAGAAAUAGUUACCUCUUAUGGAGCUACAAGAGGCAAAUCAUUGCAAUGAUGCAGUGUGAUAGAGAGGGGGAGGAAUAUUUCUUUUACAAUAGCUGAUAAAGAUCACAUGGAAGAGGGAGAGUUUUGGUUUAUUUGGUGUGUCUUAUUUCAGGGCAUAGUGGAGUUGGAGGAUGAGAAAGUUACUUUUUGCUUUUUCUCUCCUUAGGAUUUAUAUUCCUAACCUGUAUGUAUCAUUCAGUUUUGUUUUGCUGUUACAUGCAAUCCAAUUGAACCUUUUCCUAUGUUUGUAAAAUUAAAGCGAAGACAGGGAAAAGGAGAUGUGAAAGGAAAGGAAAGGCAAUAGUGCAAUACAUAUGAGAGCUACCUACAAAGCUACAAAAGUAUACCUGUGAGAGCAAUAGCCACUAAAGACAUGCACGCUCAAUGAAUUUUUUUGUCUUUAUCAAUAAAGUUGGAAUCCACUAGUUGUUUUUUUCCGGGGACAAAUAAUGUUGAUAUAUUGGGAAACCUUUUGGAAUAAACUAGGUGUAUGAAUCAUUUUGUUUAAUUUGGAAAUUUUGUAUCCUAUGUAUUUUGGUUGGUCUAAAUAACUAGAAGCAUGUGAAGGUUAAGGUUA